Molecule: messenger RNA, 1089 nt
Organism: Triticum urartu
Lineage: Eukaryota; Viridiplantae; Streptophyta; Magnoliopsida; Poales; Poaceae
Source: the annotation of a RefSeq genome assembly
AUGAUAAUAGAUAGGGUAGAGGUAGAAACUAUCAAUUCUUUUUCGAAAUUGGAAUUAUUAAAAGAAGUCUAUGGACUGAUAUCGAUUCUACCCAUUUUGACCCUCCUUUUGGGAAUAACAAUAGAGGUACUCGUAAUUGUGUGGUUAGAAAGAGAAAUAUCUGCGUCGAUACAACAACGUAUUGGUCCUGAAUAUGCUGGCCCCCUGGGCCUGCUUCAAGCUAUAGCAGAUGGGACUAAGCUACUUUUUAAAGAAGAUAUUCUGCCAUCCCGAGGAGAUAUUUCUUUAUUUAGCAUUGGACCCUCUAUAGCAGUCAUAUCAGUUUUAUUAAGUUUUUUAGUUAUCCCUUUGGGAUAUCAUUUUGUUUUAGCCGAUCUUAGUAUUGGUGUUUUUUUAUGGAUUGCCAUUUCAAGUAUAGCUCCUAUUGGUCUUCUUAUGGCAGGAUAUAGCUCAAAUAAUAAAUAUUCUUUUUCAGGCGGUCUACGAGCUGCUGCUCAAUCCAUUAGUUAUGAAAUACCAUUAACUUUUUGUGUGCUAGCAAUAUCUCUACUAUCUAACAGUUCAAGUACAGUUGAUAUAGUUGAAGCACAGUCAAAAUACGGUUUUUUUGGAUGGAAUAUUUGGCGUCAGCCUAUAGGUUUUCUGGUUUUUUUAAUUUCUUCUUUGGCAGAAUGUGAAAGAUUACCCUUUGAUUUACCAGAAGCGGAGGAAGAAUUAGUAGCAGGUUACCAAACUGAAUAUUCCGGUAUCAAAUAUGGUUUAUUUUAUCUUGUUUCUUACCUAAAUUUAUUAGUUUCUUCUUUAUUUGUAACAGUUCUCUACUUGGGCGGGUGGAAUUUAUCUAUUCCCUAUAUAUCCUUUUUUGAUUUUUUCCAAAUGAAUAAAGCAGUUGGAAUUUUGGAAAUGACAAUGGGUAUAUUUAUUACAUUAACUAAAGCUUAUUUAUUUCUCUUCAUUUCUAUCACAAUAAGAUGGACUUUACCGAGGAUGAGAAUGGAUCAGUUAUUAAAUCUUGGAUGGAAAUUUCUUUUACCUAUUUCCCUGGGCAAUCUCUUAUUAACAACCUCUUCUCAACUUGUUUCACUAUAA